UUAAGCGCGUGAGUCAGCAAAAACGCCGUUGCUUCAUUUCUAAUUUUUUUGGGAGGUCAAAUAUGGGCUGGAAGGUUCCUACAAAGCCGGCUUUGUUUUAUUUUUUUAGAUAUAUAUAGUUGGUGCUAAUUCAACCAUUCUCAGCUCCACCCUGGCUUUGAUAAAAUAAAUCCAGAGCCGGCGGAUUGUCAGGUAGUUGAUUCUCCAGCGUACAAGUAGUGGACACUCAGAGAGAUGGGUAGGAAGUUGGAUGCAUUGAUGGGGAAAGCUUUCAGAUCUUCAAAAUGCAAGACUGCAUUGAAGCUGACAGUUGCUCGUAUCAAAAUACUGAAGAACAAGAGGGAAUUGCAGCGCAAACAGUCGAGGAGAGAUGUGGCAGAGCUUCUUCAGAAGGGCCAGGAAGCCAGUGCUCGCUUAAGGGUGGAACAAAUCUUCAGAGAGCAAAAUAUACUGGAUGCAUACCUUCUUAUUGGAGGAUACUGUGAAACUGUGUCUGAAAGAAUAUUGACUAUUAAGGCGCAAAAGGUGUGUCCAAAUGACUUGAAAGAAUCAAUAGCUAGCUUGAUUUUUGCUGCACCAAGGUGUGCAGAAUUGCCAGAACUGCAAGAUGUUCGCUCUCUUUUUGCUGCAAAAUACGGAAAAGAAUUUGCUGAAUCUGCAGUCGAGUUGCGUCCUGAUUGUGGAGUAAACAAGCGGAUUAUUGAAAAAUUAUCCACAAGAGCACCAAGUACAGAGGUGAAAUUGAGGUUGAUGAAAGAAAUUGCUUCUGAACAUGGUAUUGAAUGGAAUUUUGAAGAAAGUGAGGUAGAGAAUUUGAAGCCAACGGAAGACAUUCUGGAUGGCCCAAGAUCACAUUUUCAAACAAAACAGAUGACCUCUAAACCAGAAGACAGUAUUGAUAAACCAGCUGAAAUAUCGUCUAUCUCAUCAAAAGUGCCAGAUACAAUCAGAAAACAGGCUUCGGGUACUUAUAUGUCUCAGCCUUCUCCUACAACUCCUAAAGUUGAUGUGACUCAUGUGAGCACCAAGGGUGAGGAGGAGUUUCCUUCUAUAAAGCAAGUUUAUGGAGAAUCUGCCAAUGCAGACGUUUACAAUUCAAACUUUUUGCGUGUUAAAAAGGAGUCAGUUGUUAGUCCGGGUUUAGCAACUGAUGUUGAUUCAAACAUGUCUGAAGAUGAUUUCUAUGCCAAAAAAAGAAUGGAGGGUAAGAUGGAUUACAGUGUAAGCACAGAAAAUGCUGCUGCCUAUCAAAACACACCUGGCAACACCCAUCAUGAUUUUGUGAAGUUCACAAAACUUGAUGGGUUGUCUCCAGGCUCAAAACAAGAAAGGAUUAAGUACUUAGAUGUAGCCAGUGCAGCCCAAGCAGCUUUUGAGUCAGCUGCUUAUGCAGCAGCAGCUGCACGGGCAGCUGUUGAACUUGCAAAAGGUGAAGCUGGAAAUAAAAAGUUAAAUCACAGAGCAAAUGAUUCAAGAGAGUCAAUGUCUGAAAGUGAAGAUGGGCUUGAUGAAGCAAUUUUGAGGAAGCCAAAUGAAGUAAAAUAUGCAACGUCUCAUGGAGUUGGGAGUGCUAUUGAAGACACUUUCUCUACAAGAAAUGAUCAAGUAACAUACCUUGAAAGUCCAAGGGCAAGAAAUGUGGGAAAUGAUGUCUUCAGCUCUGGGUCAGGUUUUGAAAGAAUACAUUAUAGUAAGAAAGAAGUUCCUGAUACUGAGAGUGUAGGAGAACUUUCAGAGGAUGAAGCUGCUUGGUCAAGGGGUGAAAGGUCUUAUGUGAAUAAAUCUAAUCAUGAGAACUUAAAUGAGCACAGUGAUGGUCAAGAAGAGUAUGAAUUCAACACUCUCGAGAAUGACAGAAAACCAAAUUUUCAACAGAUGAACAUAGGUGGGAUUGAAUCCCGAUUUGAGAGAUCUACUUCUGGAGGGACGUCAAAUUCAGGUGAACAAUUUUCCUCCAAUAAAGAUGCUCGGCCUGUAUUUGAUGAUUAUGGUGAUGAUGAAGGUGAUUUUGAGAAGAAUACCUUUGAUUUUGAGAAUAACUCUGAAAGAGCCACUUAUCAAAGUACAUUGACACCACCCAGAAGUCUUGAAACUGAGGAUACCCAACUUGGGUAUGCUCGCUACAGAAGUAAUCAGAGACAGACUCAUGACUCUGAUGAGGAUGAUGGAUAUGAAAAGGGUACUGGUAGAAGGGACUAUAAGAAUCAAGAUUCUAUACCUAAAACAUUAAGGCCAAUCAAGCUUUCACAUGAAGAAUCUGUGCCAAGGAAUAAAUAUUCCCUUCAAUUUUAUGACCAUGAAUCUGAGGAUGAGAUGGAGGCUUUAAGAGAUGUCACUGAUGUUAAAUCUCGAGGUAAUAGAGAAGUACCAAUGCUAUCCUCACAACCAAAUGCAAGUUACCAAUCUCCUCAUCGGAUGCCCUUGAAAAAAACCAAUGGAGGCACUGUAUCUGUUGAUCAAUCUAUUUAUCCAGAAGGCACAGAAAACUACAGAAAUUACACCAAUUCUCAAGCUUCAGAUGACGAGGGAGUGUACAGAUAUGAAGGGAAUGGUAAACUAAGUUGGCGCCCUGCUAACGUUUCAGAACAACCGGCUACUGUGGUAAAUCAUAAAUCUCAUCAUGUAAAAACCCGCAUGUCUGUAAGGACUCGUCGAUGAGAAAAGAGCAGAAACAUGAUCAGCCCAAUUCAAUAAGAGCACUGUCACAUCCAUAGCCUAUUGCCUUAGAAAAGAGUGCCAAUAUCAUUUUAAGAAGACUUUUCUAUUUAUUCAAGAUUGUAUCAUAGUUCAUACUUAUGAUGUGUGCAUUUACUGCCUAUAGUAUAGCCCCAUGAGUGGAGAAUGUAUCAUUGUAAUUUAUCUGGAUUGAAUCUGGAGUCCUAAGUGAGUAUUUUGAUUGAAGAAGCAUGUGGUUUGAUUUAA
Molecule: messenger RNA, 2922 nt
Organism: Cryptomeria japonica (Japanese cedar)
Lineage: Eukaryota; Viridiplantae; Streptophyta; Pinopsida; Cupressales; Cupressaceae
Exons: 6
Coding region: 235-2658 (807 amino acids)
Biological process (GO): protein transport
Source: RefSeq, a predicted model, not a curated record